AUGGCAGCAUUUGACGAACCUUUAUGCGGCUGCUUAUCAGAGAUGUGCAGUUGUCUAAUUGCCUGUUUUGUUCCUUGUGGUACAUGUUGUCUUCAAGCUUGGAGUGUGAAUAAGGCAUAUCAAGAAGGAUUAUUGAAACCUUUUAUCCUCCCAUGUCUGUUGUUUUGUUUUGGAGCUGCAAUAAACCGAGGCCAGAUAAGAAAAAAAUAUCACAUUGAAGGAUCCUUUAUCACAGAUUGUUUGAUCGAGUGGAUUUGUGCACCUUGUGCUGUAACUCAAGAAUAUAGGGAAGUGAACCGAAGAGAAGGAUUUAAUUAG
Molecule: messenger RNA, 318 nt
Organism: Blepharisma stoltei
Lineage: Eukaryota; Ciliophora; Heterotrichea; Heterotrichida; Blepharismidae
Source: the annotation of a GenBank genome assembly